Messenger RNA from Seriola dumerili (greater amberjack), 5465 nucleotides. RefSeq names its product chromobox 6 (gene cbx6a). The record is from RefSeq and is a predicted model, not a curated record. The transcript is spliced from 5 exons. Lineage: Eukaryota; Metazoa; Chordata; Actinopteri; Carangiformes; Carangidae. The coding region runs from base 129 to 1655 and encodes 508 amino acids.
GUGAUAGAGAGUGUGUGUGUGUCUGCCGCCUCUCUCACAGUUUGGCUGUGGUCGGCCCGAGCAGUCAGCAGAGCUUGUCGUCUGGAGAGAGGCAAACAGAGACAGGUAGCUUAGUUGGGGCAUGAAAGAUGGAGCUCUCGGCGGCGGGGGAUCGUAUUUUCGCCGCAGAAGCCAUACUGAAACGCCGCGUUCGUAAGGGAAGAAUUGAGUACCUGGUAAAAUGGAAAGGAUGGGCAAUGAAACACAGCACUUGGGAGCCAGAGGAGAAUAUUCUGGAUGACAGGCUGAUACUGGGCUUUGAGCAAAAGGAACGGGAAAGGGAAUUGCAUGGGCCGAAGAAGCGAGGACCAAAACCCAAAAACUUUGUCAUCAAGGCACGUUCUCAGAAAAGAGAGCCCAGCCGCCAAGCCACCAGCACCCGUCAGACUACAUCGCGCUCCUCUUUGUCCACUUCCAGCCGAGCAGCGCCCUCCUCUUCUGCCUCACCUCAUCAUUUACCAUCUUCGUCCUCCUCUUCCUCAACUGUGGCCCCCUCUCCUAAACUCAACUCCCUCGCAGCCACACACAAGCUGAAGAAGGACAUUCACCGUUGCCACCGGAUGUCCAGGCGUCCACUGCCCCGUUCAGACCCCAUGGCACCUACUUUCUCCAACCCUGGUGGUUUCCCUUCCCGCAUGCAUGUCUCCCCCUUCUCCGAGACCGUCCGUAUCCUCAACCGUAGAGUCAAACCCCGAGAGGUCAAGAGAGGUCGGAUCAUCCUCAACCUAAAGGUCAUUGAUAAGCCAGGUAGAGGUGGCACAGCUGCAGGCAGUAGGAAUAUUACAACAGGACGCCAAAACAUCCCUUCUCGCAAUCGCAUCAUUGGGAAAAAGGGAGAGGCCCCUUAUAGACCUUUUCAGCCUCCUCUGAAGAUGCUGGGGUUCCCGAUGUACGGGAAGCCGUUUGGGUUACAGUGUGGAGGCCCUGUGCCUUUCCACCCGCACACAGGGUCAUGCUCCAGCACAGGGGCCAGGGACAGCAACACCACCCCCUCUCAGUACCAGUCACCUCCCUCUCCUGCCUCCUCCAGCGGCUCUGAAGGAAAAUCUCCCACCGCCUCGGCUGCACAGUCCAAGCCUGCCACUGGAGCCUCACCUUCCAGCGAGGGUCCCAAGCCCAGUAAACCUCACGCAGAGACCCAGAAGGGCCAGAGCGCCAAGAAUGCUACUCCUGCCCCGUCCUCAGAUGCAAACCCGGUGGUUUCAGCAUCUCCCUUCCUCCCUUCCUCACCGUCUUCUUCCUUGGAAGACGAGGAGGAGGAGGGUGCCGUGGACCGUUCAGUGCCCUCAGAGGGAGGCAGGAAAAAUCUUCGCCAACGCAGGGCUAAACGCCAGCCGCCCACCACUCUCCCCUCUGUUGCCCCCGGGGACCAGAGCUCUGCCCCCACCGAACCCCAAAGGGUGCCUGCUGAAGGAGACCCUGACUGGCACCCUGAAAUGGCGCCAAGUUGCAAGGAUGUGGUGGUCACUGAUGUCACCACCAACCUCGGCACCGUCACCAUAAAAGAGUUCCCCUCCCCUGCCUCCUGCCCUGCCUCGCCCUCCUCCAGCCCCGAAAAUGCCUCUUCCCCUCCCCCCGCCUCCACCUCCGACGACCCCUCCCCAGCCAAGCCAUAGGAGAUCAGAUAUUAUGAAGUCGAUUGCCAUUAAUGAUAGAAAAAUAUCAUGCCAGUGUUGCCACUUCAACCCCCUCCCACCUUUUCCUUAAAGGUUUGUCCACAUUUGUGUAAGGUUAAUGAAAUGUAAUGUAACUUUACACCACCCAGCCAUUGAAUAGUAAAAACAAAAAGAGCAUAUUUUUUUUAAAAAAGAAAAUGUAUAAAUUCUAAUAUGCCCUUGUUGUCACUUAAAUUGCCAUAUUUUGUCCUCUUGCACAGCACUGACUCUUUGAAGCAGACUUGGAUUGAAACUGUGUUUGUUUUCUUUCACUCCAGACAUGUAGAGUUUAGCUUGUUUGGUGUGACACAGAUAGAAACCCUUGUCCAUCUGGUGUGUAGGGUGGGUAUUUUUCAAGCACACUUGGUGCAUGUGAAAGAAACACACGCUGUUUUAGAUACAUGCUCUGCUGCGACGGCUGCUUUGGACAGCCUUCAGGUGUAAUGCCAAUUUUCUUGCCCCCUUAGUCUCAUUGGAAGUCCAGCUUGUUAAUGAUAAAUGAGGUGGUGUGUUUUUGCACUUAACACAGUUGGACUCUCAUAUAUUGCAUCAAUACAGCGAGGUAAAUGCAAUGCACUUGACUGCAUCGAAAAAUGACCUAUUCUAUGUAGUUCAUCAAUUUUUCAAGGCCUUUUCCUCUUGCUCUCUUGAACGCACAUGCAUAUACAUACAGUAUGAGUAAGUAUUUAUAUGCACGCACAACCUUAAAAGCUGCAAAAUAAUAUACAAAAACAAUAGUUUUUAAGUUAUUGCUGUCCUUGCCAUCUUUCCCUGCUUGCCUUGUUUUCUCACAACCCCACCACCUUCUUCGACUCUGUGACGUCCACCAAGACUCUAAACUGGCCUGCAGUUGUGAAAUUUUCUCUUAAUGCCAGAUUUAUAUAACUUCUCAACUUGUCAAGGUCUAGAAGGUCCAUGAGCUGAACACAGUUCAGGCUGAAGCCACCAACCAAAUGCAGCUAAAGUAGUAGUUUGUUGAACCGGUGAUCUACUUGGUAGGUGUUUGAGGUCUGUGGAACAUGUAUCCAGGUGGUUUUUGCUUGGAAAAACCAGUAGAGACUGGCAAGUUUGUCUGUUUACCUUCCAAACUGGCAGGUAGAGCAAAUAGUUUUCCACCUUGCUUUGUUCCUUUGGAUGUUGUGCUAACAGUGCUUUAUUUGUAUGUUCUCAAGUGCUAGUUUCAAUAGAAAUGGUUCAUGUAGCAUGGUUCACAGUGUCCUGCGACUUACAGGGCUGGAGAAGCUGAACCAGGCCGAGACUUUGCCAGUAAUUUGAGGACAAAGGUUGUUGUCCUUUUUUUUCUGUCAGCUAAUUCAAUAACUGUCAGGCGAGGUGCUGGAAAUGGGUUACUGUGCCCGUUGAUUUUUUGAUAUAUCAUAAACACACAAAUGCAUUUGAGAAUUUUGUAUUGGUGAAACUAAGUUCAAAUUUAGGGAAACAUUUUGAUAAAAAUCUGUCGUCAUCCAUCUAAAAGCUUCCGUGAACGGUAACAUUUUCCAAACAAAUUAACAAAGGACCUAACACCACUUAUAUUCAAGAAUGUCUGCUCUUUUCUCUAGUUACACUCGAGUACUUUCCACAUCAAAAGUAUCCAAGGUUUGGUCAUGCUUAUGUUGCACAGUUGGUGGUUGAUGUUUGCCGAGGUUCCCCCGCUGCUCCUGUUUUAGUUGAUAUUUUUGUACAAACUCGUGUUGCAUGAAGGAUGAGAGUAGCAAGACCGUCCCUGAACCAGACAACCUUGUUAUGGGCUCCUGUUUUUGUAGCAUCUUUUCUGCUGAAGUCUUGAGCACAUGUAGUGGAAUGAUGAGUAAUGAAACCUAAGGAUGCACUAACAUGCAUCAUCCAACAUCCUCUCUUCCUGCUGGUUUCUCUAUUAGGAAAUCGCCUCAAGACAAAUUGUCUUUUUGUCUGUGGCUGAUAAAUUUAUCUUUCAUUUAUUUUUCCAGCCACUUAACCAGGUUACAAUUGAUCAGACACGUCAUUUAUACUUUCCUAGUUAUAAUUAUUUUGUUUCCUGCCUUGCUGCGCUUACUUUUUUACCAAGGCAAGGAUCUACUUUCGACUAGGGGCCUGAAGUUUUCUGACCCGAGAAGAAGCAAAGUUGGCACAGGUGUUCACUCCAAAUACAUCAGGUGUGCUCUCUUUCAGUGGCAUCAUGUAACAGUCAAAGCGUGUCAGGCAGCCUGGUGGUUAGGAUAAAAGCUUAAUCUCCGAAGGUUUAAUCCAUCGCCCAUGUGUUCUUGACCACGACCCUCUGCUCAGCUCAUUCAUUGCAGGCUGCUUCAAGCUAAAAGCCUGAAAUCAUGAAAGCAAUCAGAAAUUUUGACCAUCGAGAGAUCUGAAGUACUUCGAAAGAAACGUAGCCCUUUAUACACAGGCUACAAACUCUCCUCUGGUGCUGCCCACCUUUUCCAGACCUUCCCAGACCUUGGCUCUUACUCUGGUGUAACUGUGUGUUGCAAUAUUCAAAAAAAAUCUUCCGCAUGUGUUGCCUUAUAUCUGCUCCAUCCAACCCCAGAUACACUCCAGGCGACGUUUACCUCGUCUUACUCGGCUCCUGUUACACAGAGCAUGAUAAUAAUAAUAACUUAAAAAAAAAACAAAACAACUAACUUAAACCAUGACUUUAGCAUGGUUACUUUAUCACAAGCUGUAAUAACAGUUCCUGUUGUCGUCUUUCUCCAUGUCUCUGUUACACACUGACGAGGAAGAUGUCGCCUCCUCUCCUGUCAUGUACUGGAUGGUUCUAGUUGUUGUCAGUACUCUUUCAAUACUCUCAUAGGUUACAUGUGGAAAGAUUUAUUCCAAAAUGACACAUCCAUUAUAGAGAAGAAAAAGUGUCAAACACUAUCAUGAAAUGGAUUAUAGCUCAAAUUUAAAUUAGGUUAAAAGGACAGUACUUAACUUAAAUCCUGAUUUGACAAAGUGUGAAUGGACCGAGUCCUCUAUAUUUUCCAGAAAAAAUGACGAAAUAAAGGAUUAUUUUCUUCUCCAAAUGGAUAUAUCGUGAUUUGGAAUAGAUUUUUUCAUCUACUAUAUCUUUAAUAUCUUUAAGUGGUGGAUAGAAGUGACUCUAGCAGUUGGUAGAUGUGUAAGGUAUUAGGCUGCUAGGUGACGUUUCCAACUGUUGAUAGCAAUGUUUUCCUUCUUUUACUUUCUCAUAUGGGGUAGCACAACUCAACUUAGUGGCCUAUCUUUCAACCAAAUAGGGCUCUUGAUUUUAUUAUUUGAUUUUUUUUAAAAGCUUUUUUUCCCCUUUUGAAUUGUUUUACAUUUAUAUGUGAUGUUAUUUGAAGUGCUAGAUUUAUUUGGCACUAAUUGGAAAAAAGGAAGGAUCCUUGUUUAAAUGUAUGGAUAAAGAUACUUAAUGAAUUGAAAAUUGUGCUUUUUAAGCUUUUUUUUUUUUUCCUUUGUACUGUACUUUAAUAGUUUUUUUAAAAUAUGCAUUAUAAUGUUAAUGUGAUGCUGUUUAUUUGAAUGCCAUUUUUAAUAGUUCAAUAUGGGUUUGAUCAGAAGGCAAACAGAUUUUAAUGUAUCAAUACUGCAGUUUUGUCUGGUUUUAUGCUAAUAUGAAUUAUGUACAUUGUAUUGAUGGUAAUGACAAGGAGCUGGAGGUUAAUGAUGACAUUGUAAUGUAUCUGAUCUUCUGAAGCAUGUUUUGCAAACCCUUAUUGUACAGAUUAUGUAUUCAGUGUCAUGUUAACUGUUACUGUUGUUGCUUUCUGUGUGUUUCUUGUACAAGGCUUUUAAUUAAAAGCUCUUUAAAAAGCA